GGGACUGUAAAACGUUUGGGAACCACUGACCUAACGCAUACAAUAUGUCAGUUUCUAGUAUAUUAGAUAGAAUAUUGUAAUAUUGUAGAGCAACUGUAUAGCUUUGGACCAAUCAACUCAAUGAUACACAUUAGACUGCACAAACUGCACAAAAGUUCACUUUAUGACAUUAUGCACUUCCCAAGGAAUCAGAGUCUGCCCUCUGUUCUCCUCUUCAGCUCCAUCUGGCAUCAGGGGCCUGAAUCUCUCUACGUCCUCCAGCAACAUCAGUGUGUCCUGGCAGCCCGGUCCUGGCCGGACAGAGCACUUCUGGGUGCUGCUGAUGGAGCAGGAGAGCCUGGUGCAGAAUGUCACUGUGGGGAGUGGGGUGACCUCACAUAGCUUCACUGGUGUGACCCCAGGAACUCUGCACACAGUAGCGGUGGCGGCGGAGUCUAUGGGCAUCCAAAGCAGUCCAGUGGCCAAGGACGUGUACACAGCACCUGCCACUGUGUCAAACCUGAGGCUCCAGAAUAACGGCAGCCAGGACAGCCUAAGAGCCGCCUGGGAGUCAGCGCCAGGGAACGGGGAAUCCUACACGGUCACCCUGUCCAGCGGCGGCAUAGUGAAACAAAUACCUAACGUCUCUUUCACCAACACUGAUUGGCUUUUCACUGGACUGAUCCCUGGGAAGACCUAUGAUGUGUCAGUCAAAACCCAGGGCAGAAAGUUGACCAGUGAGAUCAAAGCCAGUGGCCAAACAGUGCCAGGCAAGGCUACUCAGCUGGUUAUGCAGAGGCCCAGUGAUCAGAGAAGCCUGAGGCUGUCAUGGGCGCCCCCUAGAGGCGAAUGGGAACGCUAUCGCAUCCUGCUGCUCAACGGCUCGUCUGUGCUGGUGAACAGGACCGAGGGGAAGGCUGUGCGGCAGUGUGUGUUCCCUAACCUCACCCCAGGCAGGCUCUACAGAGCUGCGGUCGCUGUGGAGAGUGGCCUCCUGUCCUCUACUGCAUUCACAGAAGGGAGACUGGCACCAAGGUCUGUUCAGAAGCUGACCAUCCACCACAGUGAUGAGACGUCCUUGGGGGCUCGGUGGAGCCCUCCUGUGGGAGAGUGGGAGAACUACACUGUGCUGCUGAAGCUCCAGGGCUCUGAGGUGACCAGGCGAACACUACAGGCUGCUAUGACAGAGUGCACCUUCAGUGGGCUGACACCUGGAAGACGAUACGCCAUUGUGGUGAUAACCAAGAGUGGAGAGCUAAGCAGCACUGCAUCGGUGACAGGACAAACCAUGCCCGCUGAGGUAACCAGCCUGCAGGUGAGCAGCGAGGGCAGCACAGACAGCCUUCUGACCAGCUGGGAGCGUGCGGCAGGAGAGAUCGACUCGUACCGAGUGCUCCUCAUCCACGACAGCAUCGUCAUCAAGAACGAGAGCGUGCCUGCAGACACCUCAUCCUACCACUUCCAGACCCUCAAGCCUGGCGCCCUCUACAGGGUGGUGGUGACUACUGUCAGGAAUGGCCAGUCCUCCAGACAGAAAGUUGCAGAAGGGCGCACAGUGCCUGCUGCUGUUCAGGAGGUUACGGUCAGCAACAAUGGCCGAACUGACUUCCUCAGCGUUUCCUGGUCUCCAUCGCAAGGGGAGGUGGAUAGCUACCUCGUCGCCUUGAAGGACCGAGACAGGACCAUCCACUCUGCUGUGGUGUCCAAGUCUAGUCCUGAAUGUGUCUUCAAGUCGCUGGUGCCUGGACGUCUCUACAACAUCUCCAUCACCUCACGCAGUGGCAAAUAUGAGAAUCACACCAUGGUGCAGGAACGCACACAGCCCUCCAGUGUGCAGAUGCCCUCUGCCAUCCACGGUGCCCGUGACGACUACCUGAGAGUAUACUGGGGCCAUGCGGCUGGGGACUUUGACUUUUACCAGGUGGGCAUCAAGCACAACAACAACCUCAUCCAGAACAGGACCGUGCCCAGGAUCCAGAACGAGUGUAUUUUCACUGGGUUGGAGCCGGGCCGCCUCUACACCGUGAUCGUCAGCACCUGGAGCGGAAAAUAUGUGUCCAGUGCAUCCACAGAUGGGAGGACAUUCCCUGCGGUGGUGAGGUCUCUGACUCUAGCCGGCCAAGGCACCGAGGAGCUGCGCGUGACCUGGGCCUCGGCCCUCGGUGACGUGGACCACUACGAGGUGCAACUGCUCUUCAACGACAUCAAGGUGUUCCCCCCCCUCACGCUCAGCAGCACCACAGCCGAGUGCCCCCUCUCCUCCCUCACACCGGGCCGCCUCUACAAGGUCGUGGUGUCCACCUUCAGCGGCCCCAACCAGAAAGCCAAGUUCAUCGAAGGCAGGACAGUGCCCAGUAAGGUGAAGAGCAUUCACAUCAGUAACGAGGGCCAGAGCACCAGCCUUAAAAUCAACUGGACCCCCGGCCAGGGUGAUGUGGACAGCUACAACGUGUCGCUGUGGGGCCCCGGCCGGCCGACAGACACCAGGCACCUGCCCAAGCACGUCAACCAGCUCAGCUUCCAGGACCUGCAGCCGGGCCAGAAGUACUCCAUCACCGUCCAGUCUAUCAGCGGUUCUCUGCUCAAUAACAACACAGCCACCGGACGCACCAUCCCCUCCUCUGUUACAGCCUUACAGGUGGAUAAUAAGCACACCACCGGUAGCUUGCUGGUGUCGUGGCAGGCGGGGCGGGGAGUGUUUGACGGCUACAGCCUGCAGCUGCUGGACGAGAGGGGGUCGCUGGUCACCAACAGCUCCGAAGACGCCAGCUCCACCCAGCACCGCUUCGGCCGCCUCACCCCGGGGAAGAAGUACCGCGUCCUGGUCCACACCCUCAGCGGCGGCAUCCUCAGCACGGGCAUCUCUGCUGAGGGAAGAACCCGUCCUUCGGCUGUCAACGAUAUCCUCAUCAAGGCCAAUAGCACCAGCAGCCUGUCCUUCCGUUGGUCUCCACCAGAGGGCGAGUUUGAUGGCUAUGACAUCUACCUGUACAGCAGUGAUGAGGUCCUACAUGACCGCAAGAACGCAGAGGCCAAGACGCUUGAGUGCUCCUUCCAAAACCUCAGUCCUGGGGCACUGUACAAGAUGGUGGUCCUGACCAGGAGUGGAGACCAGAAAAAUGAUUCCUCUAUCUGGGCCAGGACGGUCCCUGCUGCGGUGACAGCCCUGCAGGCGGCCAGCGGGAACCAGACCCAGGGCCUGUGGUUGGGCUGGGACCGAGCUGCCGGUGAGCUCAGUGGCUACGUGCUGUCCAUCUACAACCCCGACGGCUCCCAGCAUGCCGAGCAGCAGCUGGAGCCCGAAAGCCACGAGCACACCUUCCAGGAGCUGGUGCCUGGGCGCCUGUACGCCGUCGUCAUGCUGACCCGCAGCGGAGAGCUCACCAACCGGGUGUCCACAGAGGGCAGGACAGCGCCCAUGAGUCCAACAUCCUUUACCUUUGGAGGCAUCACCAACACCUCACUGGAGAUCACCUGGAGUGGCCCAGUCAACACCGACUACGAUGACUUUGACCUGCAGUGGACUCCCAAGGACCAGCUGUCCGUAUUCAACCCCUACCACACGCGCACCUCUGGCAGCCGCAUCCUGAAGGGGCUGUACCCCGGCCGCCUGUACACCUUUAACCUGCGCACUGUCAGUGGGUCUGGGGCGGAACAAACCACCUACAGUGCAGCUAUCUACAAGAGCAUCAGAACCAAGCCUCAGCGGAUCCAGAGCCUGCACUGUCGGCCCCAGAGCUCCACGGCCAUCUCCUGCUCCUGGAGCCCUCCGGAGGCCGACUUCGACUCCUACACCAUCGAGUGCCUGCGGCAGGACUCCCGGCGCCUGGUCUACUCCCGCCGCACCGGCCGCGACAGCACCGUCUACCACAUCGUCCAGCUGGAGCCGCACAGGCGCUACAUCGUCUCCAUCAAAGCCGUCUCAGACAGCAUGACCAGCGAGGCGGCUGAGGAGAGCGUGGUCACCAUGAUCGACCGGCCACCUGUUCCUCCACUAACCACUCGGGUCAGCGAGAGGUCAGACCACAUCACAAAGUCCACCAUCUUCUUCAAGUUUAACUGCAGCUGGUUCAGUGACGUAAAUGGAGCUGUGAAGGUCUUCACGGUCGUUGUGACCGAGUCUGAUGACAAUGAAAACGUGCAGCCUUGGCAGCAGCAUCCUCUGCCCUCUUACAAAGAGUACAGAUUCAACAGCUCUGUGAAGACCUACCAGACCAGCUACUUCCCCAGCCACUGUGUGGAGGGCCCUGACAGCUCCCAGGGUUUCGAGAUCAACCUGGGCUCAGGAAUGCAGAACCUCGGUGGGAGCUGCUCCCCGGAGCAGGAUCCAAGCGUCUUCUGUGACGGACCACUCAAACCAAAGACUGCAUACAGGGUCAGUGUGCGUGCCUUCACUCAGCUCUUUGAUGUGGAGUUCUCCCCUCCACUCUACACAGACACGUAUCUGUCCCUGCCAUUUGUGACCGAAGCAGAGCCUCUCAGUGGGGUUAUUGAGGGUGUGAGUGCUGGAUUGUUCCUCAUUGCCACUAUGGUCGGAGUGGCUGCCCUGCUCAUAUGCCGGCAGAAGGCCCGCAAAGUGAGCGUGCAAGAGCCCGUGGUGAGGAUGAGCAUCAGGAGAGAGCGGCCAGCCCCUGGGACACAUGUGGUCAACCGAGGGAAUCGACGUAUUUCAAGCCCCAUCAAAGUUUUGAACUUUGAGACCCAUCUUACCAAGUUACAAGCAGACUCCAAUUACCUCCUCUCAGAAGAAUUUGAGGAUCUGAAAGAUGUUGGCCGCAAUCAGCCAAUGGACACAGCCUUACUGCCUGAAAACAGAGGGAAAAACAGAUACAACAACAUACUACCCUAUGACUCAACAAGGGUGAAGCUCUCCUAUGUGGACGAUGACCCGUGUUCUGACUACAUCAAUGCCAGCUACAUUCCUGGCAAUAACUUCAGACGUGAGUAUAUCGCCACCCAGGGACCGCUGCCUGGCACAAAGGAUGACUUCUGGAAGAUGGUGUGGGAACAUAAUGUACACAAUGUUGUCAUGGUGACACAAUGUGUUGAGAAAGGAAGGGUCAAGUGUGAUCAUUAUUGGCCUUUUGACCAGGAUCCUCUUUAUUAUGGAGAUCUUAUUGUUCAGAUGUUGUCAGAAUCAGUUCUUCCUGAAUGGACAAUCCGAGAGUUUAAGAUAUGCAGCGAGGACCAGUUGAACUUCACCAGGGUGGUCCGUCAGUUUCACUACACUGUCUGGCCAGACCACGGCGUCCCUGAAACCACGCAGUCCCUCAUUCAGUUUGUGAGAACGGUCCGAGACUACAUCAACAGAACCCCUGGCUCCGGGGCCACAGUGGUCCACUGCAGUGCUGGGGUUGGCCGCACUGGAACCUUCAUCACCCUGGACAGGCUUCUUCAGCAGCUGGACUCCAGAGACUGUGUGGACCUCUACGGGUCAGUGUUUGACCUGAGGGUUCACCGCUCUCACAUGGUGCAGACGGAGUGUCAGUAUGCAUACCUCCACCAGUGUGUGCGGGAUGUGCUUCGGGCUCGUAAGCUGAGGAACGAACAGGAGAACCCUCUGUACCCCAUCUAUGAGAAUGUGAACCCCGACUACCACCGAGAUAAGGUGUCCACCAGACGCUAAGGAUUGUAUAGACUACUGAGAAGGAGGGAGAGAAGGCAAAUCCCAUGCAAAUACUUAAUAUGCAAAGCACUAAAAAAGCUAUCAAUUCUAUUUUUAUACUAUGUGUAUGAUUUUUGUAAUCAGUAUUAAUUAUGAAAGCAAUUUAUUGAUAUUUAAGUGUAAAAGAUCUUUGUAUAUACUUGUUUUCCUUAAAUGUAUAUACAAAUGUACAAGUUCCUAUUGCACAACAUAUUGGUGAUACCUUGGGAGUCAUUUCUUGUAGAGACUUUUAUACUGUUUAAAGAAAAAACUUUUCCAGUUGAAUACAUUAGAAUAAUCUUCUAAUAAUGACAGAUGGUUUAAACUGCUAUGGAAAGGAUUUUGCUGUCUAUCCUUAAAUUACAGAUUGUGAUGUGGAGCUUUGAAUUUGAGAACUAAACCAUCAUUUUUAACUGUCAAUUGAGUGUCCUACCAAUGUCCAUUAUUUUAUCCCGAGGAUAGUGAUGGGAUAUCAUUUAUCGUAUCUCAUUUCAGUUAUUCAGGGUUUAUUCAGGGAUUUAUUUGGCAAUUUUGAUGAAAGAAGUGAACUUCUGACGAUCUAAAGUUUAGUGUUAUUUGAGAACUUGGCGGAGGAGAGAUCAGAGCCAUAUGAUUGUAUUUUACACUGUUGUUGUUUAUCAACUAAUUAUUGACUUUUUGGUAAAUAAUCUCUUUAUAUCUUCUACGCAUGUAUUUAUAUUUAUAUUAUUAGGUUACAUCACCUGGCUAGACUGAUGCCAAUUCAUUGAAUAGAAAGGAACAUAGACAUUUUCCAUUCAUUUGUCAUUACAGGCUAUGUAAAUAUUGCACACGACACUGAAGAUGUUUUGCAUCGAAUAGUAAUACCAACAGUGUUAUCCUGUAGUUACUGAGAAUGUAUUUUUAUUAUUAAUAAACCUGUGUUCUUUACAUGACUUUUAGGAUGCCAUCGUACCACAUAUGAGCAGUUCCUUUGGACAGGACCCUAUAGCAAGAGUUUCCUUUGGCAUUUGUAAGAUGAUAAAGAAUGAUUGUGCAUCACAGCCAAAUUGUUUCACCAAAUAAAUAUGGUGUUUGGGA
Messenger RNA from Clupea harengus (Atlantic herring), 6682 nucleotides. RefSeq names its product protein tyrosine phosphatase receptor type B, like (gene ptprbl). The record is from RefSeq and is a predicted model, not a curated record. Gene Ontology annotation, cellular component: signaling receptor complex. Gene Ontology annotation, biological process: peptidyl-tyrosine dephosphorylation involved in inactivation of protein kinase activity; angiogenesis. Lineage: Eukaryota; Metazoa; Chordata; Actinopteri; Clupeiformes; Clupeidae. Gene Ontology annotation, molecular function: protein tyrosine phosphatase activity; cadherin binding.